AUGAUGGAGGAGGACCGGGUAUACAACGAGCUUAGGGAGGAGGCACCGAUGCCAGAGUCGGUAGGAGAAGAGGCAUCCACAGGACUUGGAGGGGAAGAACCGCAGGUACCAUGGCAACGACUGCUCGACGAGCUGAUGCCAAACGAUCAGGUGGACGAGGCGCUGAUGGAGUCACACAUGUCGGAACAACUGACACCGGAAACGCCAACGGAAGUGAACUCGGCCACCGAAGCGUCAACUCCAGAGACACCAACCACGGGGAUGAUUCCUGAUACACCGAGACGACCCCCUCAUUGGCUACAAUCCACAGCCACCCAGACCAAGCUUCAGCGAUCUCUCCACACGUGGAGACUGGAAAACGAAAUCGCAGACUAUUCGAUGAAUCGCGAGGAGAUUCGCCGGUUUGGGGGGCUCGAGACUCGGAGAUUCCUCAUGGGCCCGAGCCUCCCUCCACCAAUGGAUGCUGAGGCUUGGAUCGAGGCGGACGUCCAUGGCGACGCGCCCGACUCGGCCAAGGUCAACGCCUUGCUUGUGCCACAGAAUCGUCUUCAGCUGGUCCGCUUCAACGACGACAUUAGAGAGAGAGACAUUAACGAGACUUCUACAGCCGAAGAAAUGGCCCGAAUGACGAUGCCGACGCCGUACGAGACGUGGAAAAUGGAAAAGGAGUGUGUCGAUCUCAGGGAGGCCUUGGGCAUCAUGAUGCAGAACUUUGGCGAGGACGAGCGCGUAAGAGACCACCGCGCAAGGAUGUGGAGUCGGUCUGCCAAUAACCGGAUAGACAUGUUUCGCUCUCGUGGCUACGGAAGCAGCUUUAGAGAAGUCAUUUCCAUCGACGAGGAGUGGCCCGAGGAGGACUGGGCCAGUGCGGGACUUGUGCGGCCGGAUGCGUCCUUUGUCGAGAGAUUUGAGGCAAAGAUGAGGAUGCGGCCGGUUCUGGUGCGUGGAAGGAGGCGUGAACCAUGUUAG
This is a messenger RNA of Trichoderma aggressivum f. europaeum, 969 nucleotides long. RefSeq lists its product as uncharacterized. The transcript has 2 exons. NCBI's taxonomy places the organism in Eukaryota, Fungi, Ascomycota, Sordariomycetes, Hypocreales, Hypocreaceae. Bases 1 to 969 code for a protein of 322 amino acids. The record is from RefSeq and is a predicted model, not a curated record.